CCUUUACUCUCCCUCUCUCUCUCUCUCUCUCUCUCUCGCCGAGGCUCGGCGGCUCCUCCCGGGCUUCUGCUCUCCUUCUGGGAUCCCUCACGAUGAAAAGAUGGUCCCUUCACUGCUGAGCUGCUCUGAAGCCGCAUAGAAAAGAGCCUCUGAGUAUGAAAGACCAACCAAGUCUCAGCAGACUGGCUGACUGAUAAAUAAGACUUUAAAACCCAAAAACUCGGUGGGAGGAAUUUCAGUGCUGCGCGCUCUUCUCGCCGUUUCUGUCUCCACUGGCUGGAUUUUUUCGCUUUUUGGAUUUCCCCCCUGAAGCUCGUCCCGGAGAUCAGUUUUCACCCAGUUUCUGAGUUUUAUAUCCCCGCGUUUGUGGCCUAAAGCGCUGUUCUCAAGGAGCUUUAUCCGGGGGAUGCUGAGCUCAGUAAAGAUGGAGUGUGGUGAGGUUGGGGAGUGGAGUCUCUACAGCGAACCCAGCGAGAUGUAUUCCUCUCCAAGUGCCACAAACUCAGUGAGCGGCCUGAACAGCUACAUCAACCUGAACUCUGCUGGUUCCGGCUCGGGCAUGAACAUGGGCUAUCCUGGACCCGGACUAAGCACCAGUCCCCUGACUGGAAUGGGUGGAGCCAUCAACCACAUGAAUUUGUCUCCAGUGGGCACUUCACUGAACCCGAAUUCUCUGACCCAGCUCAGUUCUCCAGGUUCGUCUUUGGGUCCACUUUCUCACUACCAGAGCAUCUCUCAGCCCAUGUCCCAGCUCAGCUACCCAUCUCCGACCUCUCUGACCCGGCCCAAAGAGGUUCCCAAGCCUUACCGCCGCUCGCUGACCCAUGCCAAGCCUCCAUACUCCUACAUCUCCCUCAUUACCAUGGCGAUACAGCAGUCCAGCAACAAGAUGCUAACGCUAAACGAGAUCUACCAGUGGAUUAUGGACCUUUUCCCUUAUUACCGUGAGAACCAGCAGCGUUGGCAGAACUCCAUCCGCCACUCACUGUCCUUCAACGACUGCUUCGUCAAAGUGGCGCGAUCGCCCGACAAGCCCGGCAAGGGUUCCUACUGGACGCUGCACCCAAACUCAGGCAACAUGUUUGAAAACGGCUGCUACCUGCGCCGGCAGAAGAGGUUCAAGAUCGAAGACAAACCGGGCAAAAAGUCCACCAACUCUGGGAAGUCUCAAGAAGGUGGAAAUGGAAAGAACGGGCACCAAGAUGGCAUCCACGAGGAUCACAGCCCAGCGGCGGGCUCAGAUGGUGCUGAUUCUGCCCAAUCCGAUGCCUCCCACUCUGGAUCCGCCUCUGAGGAACCUCAGAGGAACCUGGUGCCUCUAGAUUGUCCUUCUCAAGCGACCAGUCUUGCGCACAGCUCCCCGCUGCCCAUUCCUUCAUCUGUGCCAACAUCAAUGCCCACCUCCAGCUCCCACCUCCACUCCCAGGGCAUGGGGGCAGGGGCUCAUUUGUUGCCCAGCCCACUGUCCAGCCCCAUGCACCAGCACCUGGACCUGCAGAAUGACCACCUGAAGUCCAUGGACCCUCACUACAACUUCAACCAUCCAUUCUCCAUCACCAACCUCAUGUCCAAUGAGCAGAAGAUGGACCUCAAGUCAUAUCAAGACCAGGUCAUGGCCUACAACAGCUAUGCUGCUUCUUCGCCCGUAGCCGCUAAACAAAUUUAUGACAGUGCUGGACCUUCAGCCAUGGACUCAGGGGCAUACUACCAGACCCUCUACAGCAGGUCUGUCCUUAACGCGUCCUAACAGGUCAGCUACAGACUGAAACCGAGCUGGUUUUAUUCAAAUGAACGCUCUAAAAACUCUAGAACUCCUUAAGAGAGCUUCUUCUGGAACAGAAGUCCUAGUCCUGGAGCACGUUGUGAUGCUUUUCCUGCUCUAAUGCACCUGAUCCAACUAAUUAGCCCUUCCUGAGCUGGAGUUGGUGUGUUGGAGCAGGAAAACAAUAACAUGUGGAAAUGUUGACCUCUAGAAAUGCUCUACAAUCUCUCUUCAACAGACUUGUCUGAGGCUCAAGAGCAAGAGCUUACUCAUGUCUUCUAGAACGUUGGUCACCAGCCCUCAUCCUAGACAUCUACCUUCUCAGUUAAGGGAAUUGGAUGUCACUUGUCCAAAAAGUCCUGAACAAGUUUAGUUUGAACACUAAUCUUCUAAACAUUAUCUCCUCUGCAUUCUUGGGAACUUGUUGUGAGGGUUUUGGGUUGAAACCAUAUUUUGCAAAGAAAGCAGACGUCAAGAAGCUGGGGUUGGUGACCUCCAGAAACUCUUGGAAAAUCUUAAAACUCUCAGAAAUUCUGAUGAACUCUCUCAGCACCCUACCAGACUCAAGAGCAAACAGUUCUGCUUCUUCUAGAAGGAAAACGGCAGCUCCAUGCUGUAUUGAUCCCUCAAAGCCAAUACAGUCCGCGUACAAAGGGUGAGCAGAUGAACUUACAGAGUCAAAACAAAAACAAAACCAAAAAAAAUAAUCUGUUUUAGUGACCUUUUCACCUUCUCUCAGCUUCAGGAACAGGACUUUCUGGACGUGGGACAUUUCAUUUAUCCAAAAUGUGUACUAUGUAUGUGUAUAUACUGACCGUGGCGUGGGAGGAACAGGGAGUUAAGUGUUUAUUUAUGAAGGGAAGAAAUUAAUAUAUCUUUUUUGGAGUUUUCGUGUUUGUACUGGUAAUGGAGUCGAGUGUGUGAGUUGAGGUUACUGCAGUAAACGCCCACAGUUGCUGCGUUACAGGGAAACCCGCCUUGUGUUACAGCGUGAGCUGCGAUUCCUGUUAUAAAGUCCGCAAAAACUAUGCACACGCAGCGUAGUGUGGGCAGUGCGGUUGCGACAUGCAUCUUGGUUUAACCCUUUAAACUGUGCAGGUUUUUGUUUUUAAGGCUUAUUAUUCAGUAACUACAAUUAAAUAUAUAUUUAUAUAAAGAAAAGAGGCCCAACACAUGGGGUUUUUGCAGUUUAAAAAUGAGCUUUUAAUUUAUGUCAAAGCCAUAAACAAGGACAUUUUCGGUGUUUUCGUCCAGUUCAGAAAACAAAGUGGACUAAACUGUGGUAAACGUAAACGUUUUUUGGUCAGAAUGGCUUUUUUUAGUUAUCUGACCCGAAUCUCAAUGCUCAAAGUUUGUUUUUGCUCUGUUUUAGUUUGUAUGCCAGUAAAGCUGUAUUGGUCACUAAAAGCAGGAGCAGUUAAGGCCAUUUACACACAGUACUUUGCACUAGUGACCCCUCUGUUUUACCCCGGGGGUGGGUUUUAAAGAGGGGGUUUUUCAAUGACUUUUGUUACUACAGUGCCUUGUAACUACCUUAUUGUACACUAAAUGUCUGUAUUCACUUUUUCGGUUUCGUUUUUAUUUCUUUACUGACGCGAAAAUAAUAUCUCACCUAUAAAAGGCCAGGUUUCUUCAUUAUGGAGGAAAAAGCAACAGUUUCAGGUCAGAGUUGUGUGCUAUUCUGUUUAGUGUUUAUUUAAACCUUCCUUUCUGCUUUCAGUCAAAAAAAAAGACAAAAAGAAGUGCAUUAAUAUAAUAUAUAUCGCUAUGUAAGGUUGAUUUUAUGGUGUGCAUGUCAUGAUGAUGUGGAUGUUAUGUCUUUUUUCUUAUUAAAAAAAACUAAACUGAA
Messenger RNA from Pygocentrus nattereri (red-bellied piranha), 3611 nucleotides. RefSeq names its product forkhead box A3 (gene foxa3). Bases 407 to 1747 code for a protein of 446 amino acids. Gene Ontology annotation, molecular function: DNA-binding transcription factor activity, RNA polymerase II-specific; transcription factor binding; RNA polymerase II cis-regulatory region sequence-specific DNA binding. NCBI's taxonomy places the organism in Eukaryota, Metazoa, Chordata, Actinopteri, Characiformes, Serrasalmidae. The record is from RefSeq and is a predicted model, not a curated record. The transcript is spliced from 2 exons. Gene Ontology annotation, biological process: regulation of transcription by RNA polymerase II; cell differentiation; anatomical structure morphogenesis.